UGGUCCAGGUGGGCCAGGCAGUGGUUCAGGGCAGUGGCCAGGGCAGUGGUCUAGGAAGGCUAGGCAGUGGCCCAGGUGCAGUGGCCAGUGCAGUGAUCUGUGGCAGUGGCCAGGGCAGUGGUCCAGGCAGUGGCCAGGGCAGUGGUCAGUGGGCAGUGGGCAGUGGUCCAGGGCAGUGGCCAGGUGGUCUCAGGCAGUGGCCAGGGCAGUGGUCCAGGCAGCGGCCAGGUGCAGUAGUCCAGGUAGCGGCCAGGAACAGUGUGACCAGAACUCCUCAGGAUGGAGUCAGAGACAUACCCAACCAAGCCAUCACCUCCCUCCUCCCACGACCACACCGUCCGGACUCACCAAACGCCAGAACUUCUCACUGGAAACCAUCUGUUAAACCUGCUGGAACCUCGCUGGAACCAGUUAAGCGCAUAGCUGGAAGCAUUUAG
Homarus americanus (American lobster) is the source of this 437-nucleotide messenger RNA. Its product is annotated as merozoite surface antigen 2-like. NCBI's taxonomy places the organism in Eukaryota, Metazoa, Arthropoda, Malacostraca, Decapoda, Nephropidae. The record is from RefSeq and is a predicted model, not a curated record. The annotation marks the transcript as partial. The transcript has 3 exons.